This is a messenger RNA of Aspergillus puulaauensis, 1146 nucleotides long. RefSeq lists its product as uncharacterized. Lineage: Eukaryota; Fungi; Ascomycota; Eurotiomycetes; Eurotiales; Aspergillaceae. The transcript has a single exon. The coding region runs from base 1 to 1146 and encodes 381 amino acids. The record is from RefSeq and is a predicted model, not a curated record.
AUGCUCAUUGUGAACCUUGAUGACACCAACGCAACCUACUCCCAAGGGGAUAUUGUCAGCGGCCAAGUGAGCUUCGAACGCACUGAUUUAACAAGCCUUCUGUAUGUUGUGGUCGAAGUCGCUGGCCGUACCAAGAGCACGGUCGUCUCGAGCUCGUAUGACGCAUAUGGCGAAGCAGACUUGUUCUGCACGAGAGUAGGCGAAAUCCAUGGCUCUCAAAUCGUCUUGCCCUUUGCCUUUCCGUUUCCCGCGCGCGCUUCGCCAGUUGACCCAACUAUUGUCAAUAUGACCCACUGGACGAAGCAGCUCACGACAGUGCGAUCGAACCAUCUUCUUCCCCCGACAUUCAAGCACAGGAACGCAAAGUUUGAAGCGUCGGUGGAAUACACGAUUAGAGCGUCGGUCUGGACACAGUCCCAGUUCGGCCCAUCACAGCGGCGCAUCUCGGAGAAAAUAGUGCCCAUCACCUAUCGGCCGCGACAUGAUCCGGAGAAUCAGAUCCCUACAAAAGGCGACGCGCUCAGACUGACGACACGGCUUCCGAAUAGAAGGACCCCUGGAAAUAGGGCCAAGGCUCUUUUGCAUUGGUCCCAGGCAGCGCCUGUUGACUUCCAGCUUCAGCUCACUGUCCCUGCUAAAAUCCACCCAGGGGAAGAGAUCCCCUGUGCGCUAUCGAUUAUACGAUCACCAGAGGCCAAAUCGGGUUUCGAGAGCAUGUCCUUCAUCCUGAAAGGGUUCAGUAUUUCGGUGAAACAGAAAACCAAGGUCUGGGGAGCAGCACAUACUGGAUCAGAUGAAACACAGAGCGAGUCUGCCGUGCUAUUCAACGGGACAACCAAAGACUUGAAUGUCCCAUUAUCACCAGAGACAGGAUAUAAAAAGGAGAUUUUCAGUCCUGCACUCGAGGACACGGCUCCAACGUUCGAGACGUACAAUAUCAAGCGCACAUAUGUCAUGCAUGUCGCUGCGGAGGUGCUCUGUGCAGGUACUAUGCGGGAGAUAUCCGGAGAAACAGACCUGGUGGUUCUUCCAGGAGCGUCGCCAGAGAUCGUAGAUGGUGUGAAUUAUCAGAAUGAUGCUGGCCUUCCGAGCUACGCAGAAGCUGCGUCGAAUGUCCUCAACGCGGUAUCGUCUAUACUUGGAUAG